ACGUAGUCUCUUCCAAGCUCAGGGCAUGAGGAGGUCCUGUCUAUGAAAUUUGAAGAAGCUCUGCUCUGUGAGGGUCAAUGAGGCCUUGUUGUGAUUGACCAGUGACAAACAGCAUUCAUACCGUCACGUCCACCCUGACUGACAGGCACAAAUGACUCUGACAGAGAAGAGGACAGCCAUGUUUUCAGUCAGACCAGAGAUUCAGCCGUGAAAGACAAGAGGCGGUCACCACCCUCGGACAGAUCCCCCGCCGGCCCUCAACGCAACCCUCACCACAGCGGCUCCACAGACGAACAGGAGAGCCCUGAGAGAGUGGUGCAGAAGGAGAAGCUUCAUGCAGAACUGAAACAGGUGUUGAGUCAGAAGAGAAGUCACCUGAGAGAGUCGACCUGCCAACUGGCCCAACCAGAGAUGGACCCGGAUCCCACAGAGGAACAAACAAGCAUGGAUGAGGCCUCUAGUUCCAUGCUAAUUGUGGUGGAAACGGAGGCGGAGGCUGGAGCCAGCGGCUACAGCGUGACUGGCGGAGGAGAGCGAGGGAUCUUUGUUAAAGACGUCCUCAAAGACUCUCCAGCUGCCAAACAUCUCAGUCUGCAACAAGGUGACCAGCUGCUGAGUGCCAAGGUCUACUUCGACAACGUCAAGUACGAAGAUGCUCUGAAGAUCCUUCAGUGUGCGGAGCCGUAUAAGGUCAGCUUCCAACUGCAGAGGACCAUCCCCGGAGCAGAGGUCAGCAUGCGGCCUCGAGUUCCCAGUGUGGAGGUCAAAGGUCCCAAAGCCAAGAUGGCCAAAAUGAGUGUAAAGGGCACCAAGCCAUUCAAGGCCAAGAAGAAAAGAGGUGGUCGUUUUGGUCUGAAGAGGCUGAAAGAGAAGCGCAGGGAGGAGCUGGUGAUAGAGGGAACACCCCCCAGGCUGGAGAUGAGUGAUGUGGAUGUGGAGUUCUCUCUCCCCAAAUUCAAACAGAGGAGAAGUGUGAAGGUGGAAGCAGAAGGAGCAGCAGCCGGAGCAAAAGGAAAGACGAGGAUCAGGUUUCCUCGUAUGAAAUCAAGGGGAGGAAAUGUGGAAACAGGACGGAUUGAGGGACAUGCAAAUAUUUCUCCAUCUGAGAUACCUGGAGCCAAAGUGAAAACCAAAGAAAAGGGACACAAAUUUGGAAUCACCUUUCCAAAGAACAAACACACAAAGUCAGGAGCAGCUUUGGAUACUGGAUCUGUGGAGCUGAAGUCGCCAGGUGUGAACAUCCAGCCACCAGCAGUGGACUUCAGCUUGUCUGGAAAUAAAGACAUGGACAUGGAGAGGGGAGCACUCAAGUUUAAUGCGCCGGGUGUGGAGUUUGAUCCUUCUUCCACUGAGGCAUCUUUGCCCACCGUGAAGGGAAAGGCAGAUAUCAAAGUUCCGCAAAUCAAUAUCAAGGGAGGAAUUGAUGCAGCUGAAGGAAAGGGAGAUGCAAAGCUCAGAUUGCCAAAGUUGAAAUUACCCAAAGUUAGACUCUCACGUCAUUCAGAUGAAAUAGAUGGUGACAUCAAGAUAAAAGCUGAAGGGGUAAAAAUGCCCAUUGAUCUCCCUGCAGCAAAGUUGGAGGGCGACCUUUCAGGAAAAUCUGCAUCUAAUAAAAUACCUUCUGUUGAUAUUUCUUUACCAAAAGUGAAGGGAAAGUCUGACAUUGACGUCUCACUCCCAGAGUAUAAAGGAGCUGGGAAGACCACAAUCAAAAUGCCUACCAUUGACAUCUUAAUGCCUGAUGCUGAUUUGGAAUUGGACACUGGACGAAGAAUACCUGAUGAGGUGGAGGGCACUUUCAAAGGGCCGAAAAUCUCCAUGCCACAGGUUGAUAUCUCAUUACCUAAGAUGGGAUCACCUGAUGUGAAUAUGGAAUGUCCAGAGGGUGGAGGAAAAUUCAAUCUACCUUCUGUUGACAUCUCUCUACCAAAGGUGAAAAUGGAGGGUGGAGAUGUGGAUAUGGACUAUUAUGUUGGUGGGGAUGGGACGUUCAAAAUGCCUAAUUUUGACAUAUCUCUACCAAAUAUUAAGUCACCAGAAGGAGAAGUAGAUAUAAAACGACAAGAGGUGGAAGGGGGCUACAAGUUGCCCAAAGUAGACUUGACCCUUCCCAAAGGCAAAACUGGAACAACUAAUAUUGAAGGAGAAGGAAAAUUUAAGAUACCAUCAUUUGACAUAUCACUCCCUAAAAUGAAGACAGGGGAGUUGGAUGUCAGCAUCGCUGGCCCUGAAGUGAAAGGACAUACAUUUGAAUUGGUCACACCUGAUGUUGACAUUUCUGGAGAUGUAAAAGUCGCAGGACAUGCUGAGAAAGGAGGAAAAUUUAAAAUGCCCACCUUUGAUGUUUCUGUACCCAAACUGAAAGCACCAGAGGGUCACAUGAACAUAGAGGGGCCCAAAUACGAGAGUGGAGAUAAGAUCCAGAUGUCCUCUGUUGAUAUAUCUCUGCCAAAAGGAAAGAUGGGAGGUGACAUUGAAAUAGAAGGUCCAUCUACAAGAGGAGGAAAAUUCAAAUUGCCCUCACUUGAUGUCAGACUCCCAAAGAUGGGGACACCUGGAGCUGAGGUUGACUUGCAAGGACCUGAGAUUAAAGGGGGGGAAAUUGGAUCACCAUCAGUGGACAUUUCUUUACCGAAAGGUAAAUCCAAGGGAGAGGCUGACAUAGACGGAAAGGGAGGCAAGUUUAAAAUGCCUUUGUUUAAUGUAGAUCUUCCAAAAAUGAAGUUUCCUGAGGGUGAGGUUGUUUUGCAGGGACCUAAAGUUAAAGAUGGAAAGAUAAACAUUCCCACUGUUGAUAUCUCUCUCCCCCAAGGCAACCUAGAGGGAGAUGUGAACAUUGAUGGUGGUGAAGUAAAAGGAGGCAAACUUAACUUGCCCUCUGUGGACAUUUCUCUUCCAAAAAUGAAGCUACCCGCAGGAGAAGUCAAGCUAGAAUGCCCUGAACUUCCAAAUGUUGACUUUUCACUUCCCAAAGCAAACUUAGAGGGUACCAUGGAACUUGAGGGCAGCGGUGGUGGCGGAGCAAAGUUUAAGAUGCCGACUUUUGACAGCUCACUCCCAAGGAUAAAAACAAAAGAUGGAGUGGUUGACAUUGAAGGGUCUGAAGUCAAAGGAGGAGCAAAGUUCAACAUGCCAUCAUUAGACAUCACUCUUCCUGCAAUGAAAUCACCACAGGGGGAGGUGAAAAUCCAAGACUCUGAAUUUAAAAGAGGUAAUAUCCAGAUGCCUUCUCUUGAUGUGUCACUACCAAAGAUCAAGCCACAGGGAGGUGACAUUGACAUCGAAGGUCCAGUGUUUAAGGUUAAGUCACCAGAGGCAGAUUUAGACCUAAAGGGGACUGAGAUUAAAAGUCAGAUAGAUAUUGAAGGACCCCCAGGAAAAGGAGGCAAAUUUAAGAUGCCUUCAUUUGAUGUAUCUCUACCAAAGGUGAAGUUGCCUGAGGGAAAUAUUGGCCUUGAGGGGCCCUCAGUUGAUAUCUCUAUCGAAAAAGGAAAAGCAGAGGGUGACAUUAAAACUAGAGGUAAAGAAGGACAUUUUCAAAUGCCCUCAAUUGAUGUUUCUCUUCCUAAAAUAAAAUCAAAGCGAGGUGACAUCAACAUUGAGGGUCCAGAACUCAAACGUGGGGAAAUUAAGAUGCCAACCAUUGACAUUUCACCCCCUAAAGGAACAUUUGAAGGUGAAAUCAAUGUCAAAGGUGGAAGAAAAGGUGGCAAGUUUAACGUACCAUCUGUACCUGCAGUAAAAUUUCCUGAGGGUGAUGUGAAUUUUCAAGGACCAAAAGUAAAAGGUGGGAAAUUUGAAAUGCCAAAAAUCAACAUAGAGCUUCCUAAAGGUAAAGCACAGGGGGAUAUUGAUAUUGACAUUCACUCUGGAAAAGAUGCAAAUAUUGAAAUACCAUCCUGUGAAAUUGGUUUUCCCAAAGGAAAUGUCACAGGUGACAUUAAUUUUGAAGGAGGGAAAGGAGGGAAGAUAAAGAAGCCAAAAUGUGAUAUUUCAUUACCAAAGGUAAAUUUUCCUGAGGGUGAUGUAAAAUUAAAAGGGCCGGAAAUCAAGGGCAGAAAGAUCGAGAUGCCGGACAUUGAUAUUUCGCUCCCCAAAGGAAAAGCUGAAGGUGAAAUAAAUGUUGAAGGCCCUGAGAUGAAAGGGGGCAAAUUCAAAAUGCCAAAAUUUGAUCUUUCUUUACCAAAAGUGAGUCUUCCAAAGGUCGAUGCAAAUGUGGAAGGACCAGAUGUAAAAGGAAAAAUUGAAAUGCCAACUGUUGAUAUCUCACUUCCAAAAGGAAAGAUGGAUGUAGAUGUUGACAUCGAUGGGCACCGUGGUAAAGGAGGCAAGUUUCACAUGCCCUCAGUCGAUAUCUCUCUCCCUAAAAUCAAAGCAAAGGGAGUUGACAUUGAUAUUCAAGGACCUGAAGUCAAAGGUGACAUUUCACUCCCUAAAAUAAAGUCACCAGAAGUAGAUAUCAGUCUUGAGGAUCCUGAUGUUAAAGGAGGGAUGUUUAACAUCCCAAAUGUUGACAUUACACUCCCGAAAGGAAAAGUUGAGGGGGACCUUGAGGUUGAGGGCCUUGAAGUGAAGGGUGGCAAGUUUAAAAUGCCAAAAUUUGAUGUGUCUCUACCAAAAGUUAGUCUGCCAGAAGGUGAUGUCAAAAUAAAAGGCCCAGACAUGAAGGGAGGGAAGAUUGAGAUGCUAGACAUUGAUGUUUCACUCCCCAAAGGAAAAGCAGAAGGAGAAAUUGCAAUUGGAGAACAUACUGGAAAAGGAGGUUGUUGUGUGACAGCUGAGUCAGUCCACAGUGACGAGAGGCUCUGA
This is a messenger RNA of Paralichthys olivaceus (Japanese flounder), 4809 nucleotides long. Lineage: Eukaryota; Metazoa; Chordata; Actinopteri; Pleuronectiformes; Paralichthyidae. The record is from RefSeq and is a predicted model, not a curated record.